Amoebophrya sp. A25 is the source of this 2274-nucleotide messenger RNA. NCBI's taxonomy places the organism in Eukaryota, Dinophyceae, Syndiniales, Amoebophryaceae. The record is from the annotation of a GenBank genome assembly.
UGAUGAUCCUUUCUUGAAUUGUUGGUCAACGAAUGGACAGGUGUUGUGCUUGGAUCUCAUCCCAAAAAACAGAACGAUCACGAGGCCUCCGCAGAAUAACUCCGUCGAUCUUUUUCUUUGACUAUCAUGACACGAUAAUGACAGGGCUCUAAGCAUGAUUUCUUGUAAUAAAAUGUCAUCUUCGCACGAUCCCAUCCCUCCUUCUGUACUCUGUUGCCCGCAGGUCCUUCGCAAAUAUUCUUCGAUGUGAAGCCUUUUGAUGAAGUUGUUUGAAUUCGCAGCAUCACUUGAGCAAGCACGUCUCCACCUCUAGUACAGGUCGUGGUUUCACAUUUUACUUAUCGCUAGUAGUUGCCUCUGUCUUUAGUUAUAGUUUCCUCCAAUCAUAAAAUAAGAACAACUACAUCAUGGUGGACUAUUCCAAAUGGAACAGGAUGGACAUCUCUGACUCCGAGAAGGAGUCCAGCGAUGAAGGUCCGCCAUCUCCGAAAGUCACGCGGUUCGAUUCGCAACAAAAGGUCACAUUUGGCGGUGGCAAAGCCAUUCAGAUUCAACCUUCUCUGGCAGCGACAAAGCGAACCACGUUUCAAGAAGAUGCCGAUCCAAGCGCGGGGUCGGCGUGGAGACCACCAGCCUUGACUGGUGGUGCGCCUGGUACAGUAGCUACAAAAGUUGGGCCGGCAAAAUCUCAGCUUGAUUGGAGUCGUGCUUUGGAGAGAGAUUGGACGCGAAAUGGUGGCUUCAUAUCCUCGUCGACCGCGGGAAAAAGUGCUCCUGGGUGUGAGCCUGACCUAUCUGCAGGAUCGACUAGUGCCACGACGCCGACAACAAGUGGAGGACAUCAACACAAGAAAGCAUCAACAGAGCAAGCGUCUACAAUUUCCUCUAGCGUUUGUGCGAGAGCUGGGAGUGCCUCAGCAAAUGGUGCAUCUUCAUCUUGUUGCGAUGCAGCUUCAGCUGCAUGCACAUCUUCAACUUCAACAUCUGCCAACACAGGAGCAUCAAACACAGCAUUUUUAAAUAGACUAGCCGUCCAGCAAGAUUAUCCUACCUACUACUGGAGCCAGAGCCAAGGAGAAGUCAUACUCAGAUUCGAAUGUCCGGCAACUCCCUGGAGACCGAAGUUUAAGAAGCUAGACGAAAGGACGUUGCAGAUUGAAAACUUCUUUAUUGGCCGGUUCACGUAUGAAGUCGUAGCACCAGAGGAUAUGGACGACGUCGACUGGGAAUUUGAGACUGGGACAGGCGAAGAAAAUCGCGGAACAGUUGGACAACGAUAUCUGAAAUUGACGGUAAAAGUCUUUUUAGAUGACUACAUACUUUUGUUUUAUCUUUUCUGCUUGUUUCAUAAUUCAUAAUUGUCAUUCAUCUACCACGUGAUCCUUGGGACUUAUCGAAGCUCGCUUAAUAUCCUGUUCGUACUCAUCAGGUAAGCGAGUCAAAAUAGGUCCUAAAAAAAUUGCUAGCUAUCGGGUGACGCGUCUGCCAUUCUUUUCUGUUGGAGUCGUGUCAAUCAGCUUGCAUACAACGCCUAAUGCAGAUCGAAAUUUCCUUUCACUUUCAAAUAUUAUCAUCUCCACUAUGAUCUCGAUCUCCCGCCCACACCUCCUCUCAUCAAUUAUCCUUAUCCACCACCGAUCAGGUCCGCAAGAAAGCCAUGAUUGUUGGGUCAGUCUUUUGGUGGCGUGCAGCUUUCAAGGGGCAUCCGGAACUGCAACCUGGAGAUUUCCAAGACCGAAGUAGGAAGAAUAUUGAGAAGCAAAAGGAAUUUUACAAUAGGAUGGAAGAGGCGACGCGACUCUUCAAAGAAAAAGUACGAAAACAGAAUGGUGCAAGCAUCUUGCCUGAUGCAUCUGGCGAUUUAACGGAGGUGUGUCGACCGGCUGGAUCUGGAGGAUGUCUAGACUAGAAGUUUCUUGGAAAGGACACGAAUACAUUGAGCAUCUUCCCUAUCCUUUCAUGUAACAAAAACUGCGCGACACAUGGGGGUGGGCAGUAAUGGGGUGGGCAGUAACAAAAACCGCGCGACACAAACUGAUUAAUGAUGAACACAACAUUCCCUCUUCCAAUCCCCAAGUAUAAUCCCCAAUCCCUAACGAAAUUUUCCGUAACACUUCAUGAAGCUCCUUCAUGCUCCUCUUCAACAUGGAUUAUGAUCCCCACUCUACAGUCGCUCCUGAAUACGUGUUCUUCUUUUGCUGGUGUUCGUGACGAGAGCACUUCUUGAUUUGGCGGAUUUUGUUCUCUAGAACUACAUGAGACAGUGCACAGCUC